AUGCGGUGCGUUUGUUCGGUCCGUUCGGAGUUCUAUUAUUGUAUCUCUGUUGUAUUAGUGUGGCAGUUCUAUACAGCUAGCUGCCUGUGUACCAAUGGUACCCAAUGCGUACCCAAGUGCUGCCCCGUAGGCAAGAUCAAGACCAGCCUUGGAUGCGUUCCAGGAGGAAACGGAUUAGAUAUUCCAGAAGGCGUCUUCGUCCUCCAAAGGCAACCAAAUUGCUCCAGUAUGUACUACCUCGAACCGGAUAAAGACAAGUACGAGCUGUUCUACAACGGUACCCUCAUGCUGGAAGAGCAAGAUGCCAUGGUUCCAAUGAAUGAUUUCUGCUUGGAUGAGAACUUACUCAACAAGACAUUCAUCUACGUCUGUUUCCCGCCAGCGGAGGACGACACUCAGAAGGAACAGCAACUCAGAGUGUAUUCUGUAGGUCUCUUCAUAUCCUUACCUUUCAUAUUCGCAACGUUCCUCGUCUACGCUUGUAUUAAGAAGCUUACAAAAAACCUUCAUGGAAAGUAA
Nezara viridula (southern green stink bug) is the source of this 519-nucleotide messenger RNA. NCBI's taxonomy places the organism in Eukaryota, Metazoa, Arthropoda, Insecta, Hemiptera, Pentatomidae. The record is from the annotation of a GenBank genome assembly.